Nematolebias whitei (Rio pearlfish) is the source of this 3455-nucleotide messenger RNA. RefSeq names its product nuclear factor interleukin-3-regulated protein. The record is from RefSeq and is a predicted model, not a curated record. Bases 871 to 2658 code for a protein of 595 amino acids. NCBI's taxonomy places the organism in Eukaryota, Metazoa, Chordata, Actinopteri, Cyprinodontiformes, Rivulidae. Gene Ontology annotation, biological process: regulation of DNA-templated transcription; circadian rhythm. Gene Ontology annotation, cellular component: nucleus. The transcript has 2 exons. Gene Ontology annotation, molecular function: DNA-binding transcription factor activity; DNA binding.
GUUAUGCAACCGCUGACCUACUAACACAUAUCUGAAGGGGAGCCGGAGAAACUGGAGCAAAGAGUCCGGCGGCGCGUAACGCACGCACAGACAGGCAGCCCGAGCCAAGAGACGGAAACUGCAACCCAGCCGGCACCGCUGACUCAUCCGAACCGGGACACAGGCAGAAAGUUCUGUUCCCCCCCGCACCCUUUUUUUCGUUUCUUUUCUUCCGGAGGUUUUCUGAAGGGAAGGAGGAAACGGGAGCGAGACGGCUUUUGUUGUCGGGGAAGCCUGAACCUUUUCUCCUCCUCCGCCAGGACGCACGACUGAAAGAAUCCCAGUUAGACGUCAACAAACAGCAACGCUGAAGCUGGACCUUCAAGGAGGUCCCAAGACGAUCUGCUAACCUACAUUCUGUGUGAAACGGCAAGAAUCAGAGCAGCCACCUGACAGGCAUCCAAGCUCUGAAAACCGACAGACACCAAUAAACUCAAAGUCACCUCCCAGAAGACUCCAAAGAGCUCGGAGGAAGUCGCAGGGACAACUCAAAACCCCAAAACAACACACUUGCUUUCUUUUUUCAUCCCCGUGUUUUAAAACACCAUUUCAAUGUCUGAGGUUUUUGUGGAGUUUCACCUUUUUUUAAUCUUCCUGGCUAAUUUGGACACUUGAAAGUUUUUACUUUUGAUUUUUGAAACACAAUUAGUAGAAAUCAAUGAGGCAGUUUCUCCGAGGAGCACAAAUACCUCGUCCAGAAGUUUUUGCUGAUCCCCCGACAUAGGUCAAACAUCUCGUCAUUAAAGAAGAAGGCUCGUAUUUCACAUCUCCCCCCCCUCCCCCCAUUACCCUCUGCUAGAGUCGCACUCUGGUUCCCAGCAGGGAAGAAAAAUGGAAAGUCUUAGUCUGCACACCCCAUCCACCACCAACAAAAGCACCAUGGAAGUUGAUACUUAUUCCCCCUACAAUGACAGCCUCCCAUCUCCUGCUCCUGAAGGAGGCGCUCGGCUCGGCCGGCAGCCUAAAGGCUCCAAACCCACUGUGACGUCCCGCCGUAAGCGAGAGUUCAUUUCUGAUGAGAAGAAAGACGCGUCCUAUUGGGAGAAGCGGAGGAAGAACAACGAGGCAGCCAAACGCUCGAGGGAAAAGCGUCGCCUCAAUGACAUGGUCUUGGAGAACCGUGUCAUGGCUCUGAACGAGGAGAACGUUCGUCUGAAGACGGAGCUCCUCCAACUCAAGCUGCGCUUCGGCCUCAUCAGUGCGUCCUCCUACAUGGAGAAAAGUCAGCAGAUCUCCAACAGCGUCACUGAUGGCAAUGCUGGGAGCAGCGGGAGCAGCAACGGCACCCCAAAUAGCAACACCUACCUCUCCAGCAGCGGGUAUUCCAGUGCAUCUCAGGUGAUGCUGAACUCAGACUCAUCUGAAACCGAACAGUCUAGCCGGGGUGACCGCCACACGGCGCUCCACAAGUACUCUCCGCUGGGCUCCAUGUCCGACAUGUCUGACGGCUCUUCCAGAGACAGCCCCGAGCCCAUCGGUUACAACAUUAAAAAGGAGCCCUCAAGCAUGGAGUUGGAAAGCAACGAAAUCCCCAAUGGGAUUCUCAAUGGAAUACCAGGUGGUGCUUACCAUGACAACCACACCACUCUGGUUUCGUCUCACCAGCAAAGCGCCCCAUUGGCCGAAAGUCCCAGGGACUAUCAGCAGCAGUGCCACAUGGAGCGCUCCAGUCCUGCUCCUCAGGCCCUGUCUGCACAGAGGAGCGUCAUCCUGUACCAGUCCAGCAGCGGCUGUUACCCCAUGGAAACACAGAGACCGAAGGACCAGCAUUCCCAGCAGGGCAGACAACUUCAGCACAUCUCCAGGUUUUCUGACUGCUCAGUGACCAUCACAGAGGUUGCCGAAAAGCUAGAGAGGACGAAAACCAUUGACUCACCACAGUAUGACUACACCAAUGGUCACACUGAGUCCUCUGAGGAGCUGCAGCAAAGGUACAAUCACAACGUCCAACAUGACAGCAUCCAUUGUUGCAGCUACCAGGUUCAGGAGAACGAUCUCCAAUACACUGAGAGCCACCAGAACUCAUUUGCCCCUGAUCUUAUUCACAGUGAGGAGGGCAAGUCCUUCAUACAGCACAACGGAUACCUCAAUUCACUGGAUGAAGAGCCCCCAGUGCUCACCUAUGAGGGAGGCCCCCGAGCCGAUGGUUUCUAUCAGGAGAACUCUUCCACUAAAGACACCUCCUCAAGUGACGGGGAUCCUCGGAGCUCCGAUAAGGAGGGCUCCACAGAUGACGAAUCCCCCUCCUCUUCCUCCUCAGACAUCAGCAGCUACCAUCAGAAGACAGAGGGGGCUGUUGGCUUACUCGGCGAGUUCCAAACCGAGGUCAAAACCACUGCGCUGCCCCACAAGCUCCGCCUCAAGUACAGAGCUCUGUCCAACGGAGCUCAGGUGGAGGGACCGGUCAAUAACUCCAUGUCCCCAUCUCCCACUCUGCCCCAGCACCCAUACUUAGCUCUUCCCACCAACCCUCACAGCAUCCAGGCCAGCGGAGAGAACAGGGAGGUUCUGACUGAGUACGUGGAAGAGGUCAAGUCUCAGGUGAAAGAGGCUAAAAAGGAGGGAGGGAAAAAAGGAUCCAGCAGCGGCAGGGGUGGACGCAACAAAAGGCGAGAUUAGGGACAAACACGAGCGGUUUGAGGUUUUUCCCAUCACGUCAACGUCAUCUGCCGAGGAGGGACACUCACUUUGGCACCUUGCAGGACUAAAAAAAAAAAUCAAUCGGUGUAAGGUUUAUUUAGCGCUGCUUGAAAACAUCCAGAUGUGUGAAAUCCAUGCUCCGAAUAAAGAUGGACGCCUGUUCUGCUGAGUUCAGGAUGAAAACCCUCUGAGUCGCUGAUGGAACCUGCACUUCUUCAAUCGGACAUGUUGGCUCUUAUCAAGCGAGAAGUUAAGAGUCAGAGAUUCAGCAAAACACUUGUCUUCCUUGACGUGGCGUGUUUUCACUAUGUGAACUGGGGGGAUUUGACAUGUCCAGACAUGUUUUCAUUCAGAUUUCUCCUUCAAGAUUCACUGUGUCACCUGUAACUGUUUCUUACACUCUCUCCUACCUCUCACAGUUUCCUUUAAUUAAAACAGCACGGUGAGGGAUAAAUUCAACUCCAGAGUUUGGGAUUAUUCCCUACAAAAGAAAAAAAAAAAAAUUAUUCAUUUUGUAAAUUGCCUUAGUGUCCGGCCAGUUUUUAAUGUGGCAUUACGGGAGCAUUCUUUUUACCAAAGACACGCAUUUUUCCUUCACCGUUUUCUUUGUAUUUUUUUUGUGGGGUAAAUAACAUCCUUCCUCCUCACUAAACCAUCAGCACACAAGUCCUCUUCACUCCCAAAGCACUUAGUUUGUAUAUUACUGUGAAAUAUAAAUUUGCAUAUAUGGAAUAUAUAUAUUUUAAGAAAAAAAUUGGCAAAAACAAUAAAAAAAA